Messenger RNA from Rotaria sordida, 249 nucleotides. The record is from the annotation of a GenBank genome assembly. Lineage: Eukaryota; Metazoa; Rotifera; Eurotatoria; Philodinida; Philodinidae.
AUGGAUAACUUAAUUGUUACAGUUGAUCAAACAUCUUCAAAAUCAAAAUCAACAUCAACAUCAAUAUCAGCAUCGAUAUCAACAUUAACAUCAACACCAACUCCAACAUCAAAAUCAACAUCAACAUCAGCAUCAACAUCAAUAUCAGCAUCGACAUCAACAUUAACAUCAACAUCAACACCAACUCCAACAUCAACACCCACACCCAAUUCAUCAAUCUAUGAAUUUAUUUCGCAGACACUACAAUGA